AUGCAUAGAACAAAUCCACUCAAAUCCGAGGUGGCUGUUCGCAAAACUGGUGGCCUCUUUCUCUCUCCAAACGGGGUCAAGGUGGAAAUUCCGCCCGGGGCAUCUACAGGUCGACGGGAACGACUGUUAUGUUCAACUGUGUCUAGCACCGCACGUGGAGCUUUAGCCCCCUGGCUCGGUCCGAAUCUUCGAAUGGCCAGUGAUAUACAAUUGUUCUAUGCACCGACCAGUUUCAAACAACCCCUGGCCGUGUUUAUUCCGUUCAGUUUUGCCGCGACCAGGGAAUUGAGCUAUACUCAGUCCGAGGAUGCGAAUACACAGGAACGAAGUAAAUCCGGUCAUGCGUCCAUGAGUGAGGACACGACAGAAGGCGAUCUCAGUGAGUUUGGUUGUGAACUUAGUCGAAAUGUGUAA
Molecule: messenger RNA, 414 nt
Organism: Echinostoma caproni
Lineage: Eukaryota; Metazoa; Platyhelminthes; Trematoda; Plagiorchiida; Echinostomatidae
Source: the annotation of a GenBank genome assembly